GGUCGAAUCAAAAAUGAAGUUUGGAAUUUGAUGCGGGAUGUCCCCUAUGACAGGUGGUGUUUACAGGAGCACCACGAGGAAACGACGGCCCUAUCAAAAGCCCCCGCCGUGAGCCGGUUCUUGUUGGUCGAUGAGUUUCUGCAACAGUUCAAGUACGCGUACUUUGGUGAUGUGGACAUCGCAUGGAUCAAAGACGAGGAGAAGCGGCCGCCUCUUCAGUCCCACAAAUCCCACGCACGCCGCAUGGGUGUACCGUACAGCAAUGUCCAGCGCACCAUCCGACAGGCUAUAUGUGAUAAACGUAUGUAA
This is a messenger RNA of Sphaeroforma arctica JP610, 309 nucleotides long. RefSeq lists its product as hypothetical. The record is from RefSeq and is a predicted model, not a curated record. The transcript is spliced from 2 exons. Bases 31 to 309 code for a protein of 92 amino acids. Lineage: Eukaryota; Ichthyosporea; Ichthyophonida.